Molecule: messenger RNA, 449 nt
Organism: Lingula anatina
Lineage: Eukaryota; Metazoa; Brachiopoda; Lingulata; Lingulida; Lingulidae
Biological process (GO): regulation of mRNA splicing, via spliceosome; regulation of cell cycle
Molecular function (GO): RNA binding
Source: RefSeq, a predicted model, not a curated record
AUGAACUUUAUUUCACCCAUUGCUCUUAGUAGAUCAAGAACCCCUAAAAGAGGCCAGUCACCUAGGUCCAAGUCACCCUCUGGUUUUGACAGAAAGUCUGGAGUUUGGAGGUCAAGAUCCCACAGCAGAGAUAAGGAAAGGCUAAAGAGGUCAAGGUCAAAUAGUAGAGACAGGUCAAGGUCAAAAAGGUCUAGAUCACACAGCAGGGAUAGAGACCGGUCAAAGAGAAGCAGAGAUGAUGGGAGGGGUCAUAACACUGAUAGGCGCCAUAGGAGAAGCAGUGAAAGACAACACAAAGAUGAUGAGAAACUGAGGAGAGAUGGUCGUGAUUGGGAGAGACGUCAUAGUCGGAGAUCAAGAUCUUUAUCCAGAGAAAGGCGCAGGCGCUCGCGAAGUCCAGAUGACUUGCGACUGACCAUUGAUAAAGCCAGACUGAGACAAAUUGCAAU